UCCUCUCAUGAUGCAUACCGGGUACACCCAAUUUCAUAUCAAAUGUUGUCGGACUCGGCGCAGUCUAACAAGAAGAUGACAAGCCAAAUUGGAAGAAUGUUGCCAAGGAUUCAAACAAAGGCAUUAGACUACGACGAAGAAGUGGGAAGAAAAAAAAGUCAUGGAUCGAAGGAGAGAAUUAAGAACAAGCUAGCUCCUUGGGUCGGGAGAGCGAGCCGGGAAGAAUCCGCGGUGGCCGGACAGGACAGAGGGACAGGAUGGGGAUGGAUUUCAGCACUCUCCGGACGCUUAUCAGCAGAUAUUGCGUGGGUGAGGAGAACUGGGUGGACAGCAGGACGGUCUACAUCGGGCACAAGGAGCCUCCUCCAGGAGCUGAAGCCUUCAUACAGCAAAGAUUCCCAGACAAUCGAAUAGUGUCCUCCAAGUACACGUUUUGGAACUUCAUCCCCAAGAAUAUGUUUGAACAGUUCAGGAGAGUCGCCAACUUCUACUUCCUCAUCAUAUUUCUGGUUCAGUUGAUCAUCGACACGCCCACCAGCCCAGUCACCAGUGGACUUCCGCUCUUCUUUGUCAUCACUGUCACGGCGAUCAAACAGGGUUAUGAGGACUGGCUGAGACAUAAAGCCGACAACGCCGUCAACCAGUGUCCUGUUCACGUGGUGCAACACGGAAAAGUGAUCCGCAAGCAGAGUCGCAAGCUGCGGGUGGGAGACGUUGUCUUUGUCAAGGAAGAUGAGUCAUUCCCCUGUGAUCUCAUCCUGCUGUCUUCAUCUCGAGAUGAUGGCACCUGCUACGUCACCACAGCCAGCCUGGAUGGGGAGAGCAGCCACAAGACGUACUAUGCAGUGCAGGACACCAAAGCAUACAAUUCCGAAGAGGAGGUGGACGCCAUCCACGCUACCAUAGAAUGUGAACAGCCACAGCCAGACCUGUACAAAUUUGUGGGCCGCAUCAACAUCUACAUGGACAACGAACCAGUGGCAAGGCCAUUAGGAUCAGAGAACCUUCUUCUCAGAGGAGCCACACUGAAGAACACCGAGUACAUUUACGCGGCUGCCAUCUACACUGGGAUGGAAACAAAGAUGGCUCUCAACUACCAGUGCAAGUCUCAGAAGCGUUCUGCAGUAGAAAAGUCAAUGAACGCCUACCUGGUGGUCUAUCUGUGCAUUCUCAUCAGCAAAGCCCUCAUCAACACUGUCCUCAAAUAUGCAUGGCAGGCUGACCCCAGCAGAGAUGAGCCCUGGUAUAAUGAGAGAACGGAGGCAGAGCGGCAGAGACACAUAGUGAUCAGGGCCUUCACUGACUUCCUGGCCUUCAUGGUUCUCUUCAACUACAUCAUUCCUGUUUCCAUGUACGUCACCGUGGAGAUGCAGAAGUUCCUUGGCUCCUAUUUCAUCAUGUGGGACGACGAGAUGUUUGACGAGGAGCUCGGAGAGAGAGCAGUAGUUAACACGUCAGACUUGAAUGAAGAACUGGGCCAGGUGGAGUACGUGUUUACUGAUAAGACAGGGACGCUGACAGAGAACAACAUGGAGUUCAUCGAGUGUUGUGUAGACGGACACGUUUAUGUAGCCCAAGCAAUCUGUAAUGGACAGGUGAUGCCUGGUGCAGCUAGUAUGGACAUGAUAGACACGUCACCAGGUCCUGAGGCCAGGGAGCACGAGGAGCUGUUCUUCCGGGCGCUGUGCUUAUGCCACACCGUGCAGGUGAAAGAGGAGGAGACGGUAGACGGCAUCAAGCAGGGCAUCCACCGAGGAAAGUCCACUUCCUUUUACAUCUCGUCAUCCCCAGAUGAGGUGGCGCUGGUUGAGGGCAUGAAGAGGCUUGGCUUCACAUAUUUAAGACUCAAGGACAGUCACAUGGAGAUAUUGAACAGAGAGGAUGAAAUCGAGAGGUUUGAGCUUCUAGAAGUUCUGACGUUUGACUCAGUCAGGCGGAGGAUGAGCGUCAUUGUCAGGGCCAGCACUGGUGAGCUCUACCUGUUCUGCAAAGGAGCCGACUCGUCCAUCUUCCCAAGAGUCAUCUCGGGCAAGGUGGAUCAGGUCAGAGCUCGGGUGGAGCACAAUGCAGUGGAGGGUCUGAGAACACUGUGUGUGGCCUAUCGGCCUCUCAGUGCGGCGCAGUACCAGGAGGUUUGCCUCCAGUUAAGCGGGGCCAAGUUGGCACUCCAGGACCGGGACAAACGACUGGCGGAGGCUUACGACCUCAUUGAGAAAGAUCUCUUCCUGCUGGGAGCCACUGCUGUGGAAGACAGAUUGCAGGAAAAAGCGGCAGACACCAUUGAGUCCCUGCACAAAGCCGGGAUGAAGGUGUGGGUGCUGACCGGUGACAAGAUGGAGACGGCAGCCGCCACCUGCUACGCCAGCAAGUUGUUUCACCGCAACACGCAGAUCCUGGAGUUGACCACCAAGCGCACAGAGGAGCAGAGCCUUCACGAUGUCCUGUUUGACUUAAGCAGAACCGUCCUCAGGCAGCACGGUGGCUGGAGCAGGGACAUCUCUGGUUUAUCAGGUGACUACUCCGACUACGGCCUCAUCAUCGAUGGAGCCACCCUUUCGGCAGUGAUGAAGCCUGGCCAGGAGGACUCCAACUCAGGAAACUACAAAGAGAUUUUCCUGGAAAUCUGCCGCAACUGCAGCGCCGUACUCUGCUGCCGAAUGGCACCUCUCCAGAAAGCGCAGAUUGUGAAGCUGAUCAAAACAUCCAAGGAGCACCCUAUCACACUUGCCGUCGGAGAUGGAGCCAAUGAUGUCAGCAUGAUCCUCGAGGCGCACGUUGGCAUCGGUAUCAUGGGGAAGGAGGGCCGUCAGGCAGUGAGGAACAGUGACUACGCCAUCCCAAAAUUCAAACACCUGAAGAAGAUGCUGCUUGUCCAUGGACACUAUUACUACAUACGCAUCUCUGAACUAGUCCAGUACUUCUUUUACAAGAACGUCUGUUUCAUCUUUCCUCAGUUCCUUUACCAGUUUUUCUGCGGUUUCUCACAGCAGCCGCUGUAUGACACAGCGUACUUGACUCUGUACAACAUCAGCUUCACCUCACUGCCCAUUCUGCUCUACAGUCUUGUCGAGCAGCACAUCAACAUGGACAUCCUGAAGAAGGACCCGUCUCUGUACAGAGACAUUGCCAAGAACUCGUUACUGCGGUGGCCCAGCUUCAUAUACUGGACUGUCUUGGGCGUCUAUGAUGCCAUUGUGAUGUUCUUUGGUGCUUACUUCCUGUUUGACAACACCACCUUCACCAGCAACGGACAGCUAAUGACAACCAACACACAGAUGAUGUUUGGAAACUGGACCUUCGGGACGCUGGUGUUUACCGUGCUGGUCUUCACGGUUACAUUCAAGCUGGCCCUGGAUACUCAUUACUGGACCUGGAUCAACCACUUUGUCAUAUGGGGCUCGCUGAUCUUCUUUGUUGUCUUUUCGCUGCUGUGGGGAGGAAUCAUCUGGCCCUUCCUCAACUACCAGAGGAUGUACUAUGUCUUCAUGCAGAUGCUGUCCAGUGGCCCAGCCUGGCUCAGCAUAGUUCUGCUGAUUACAGCCAGCCUGCUACCAGAUGUGCUUAAGAAGGUCAUUUGGAGGGCGCUGUGGCCCACCACAACUGAACGUAUCCAGAAUGCUGAUAAACUCUACAAGGGUCAGCUUUCUGAGUUCACCCCCCUGGACUGCCGUCGGGGUUCGGGCGACCACAGGAACAUGCCUCACCCUACAAGGUCUGAACCUUUUACCAAGAGAGUCAUGUUGACGCGCUGGCAAAAACCACCAGACUAUCGCACCUUCACGCCCCUGCUGGGAUUUACUGAUGUCACACCCUCCUGCAACGGGGCAGCCGGGCCCGAGACCUCUGUUUAAUGUGCUGACGUGUAUUUGUACUCUGGUAACAAAACAACACUUAAACUGGGUCAGAACCUGCACGAAGAAGCUGCAGGCUAAUCCAACGUAUUGGUGUCACUGAGCUUAGCGGUGUGUGUAACGCAAGUGCACAGGGUUGAAAGUGACCUUCACCACUGUUCCCAAGUCAGCAGCCAAGUAUUAUGGGAUGGCUCCGUGUCCCAAAAAGGGCUCAGUGUCACUGCAUCAAAGCUCAACACCUUUUUUAUUUGUCAUUUAUCACUGAAAACAUGCGCACCGGCCCUUUAAGUCUGAAGUGCAAUUGGAUUACUGUAAUAGAAUUUGUAUGUUUGUUUUUUUUUUAAUGAUGAUGUUGGCUGCAAUUGUGAGGAUGAUGACAACCAACAGCCUCUGUGCUCUUUGUCUUCAUAGGACUAACUGGUCAUGCCUCCGUGCAAACACUUUGUCCCGAAACACUUCGUAGGGAUGACUGCAGCCGUGUAAGGAGGAUGUGUCUUAAGAGAGCUGAUGCCUGUCUUUACAUAUUACACUUCUACGUGUAGCUAGCGUCCUGUAGACAGCAUGUGCUCUUGUGCUUUUUUGUACAGUAGACAUUAUACACUACAUGGUGGUCGUCGGGUUAUGUACCAGUUCCGUUCCUAGACUGUGGUGUGUGUCGAGUUUUGGCGUAAGAUAUUAUUAUUAUUAUCAUUUUUAUUAUUAUUACACCUUUAGAGCCAGUUUAUUAGCGCUGCGCAUUUUCCGUCUGAUAGCUUCUCAUAGAAGCCUUCACUUACAGUACAUAUGACUGAGACCACUGGAAGAGGCAGCCACACAACAGAUGACUGGUUCUCACUCACACAAGCUUAACUUUCACUUUCUAGAGGGGCGCGGCAACUGCUUUAUAUGCUGUGCGUAAUUGCAUUCCUCAUUGAUGAUAAGAGUCCAGCACUGUCGCCGAAUAUAUUGCUUUUAUUUUUUUUUAUGCUGUUGGGAAAACCUUUUAAAUUGUGUGAUCCCCGACUACUGCUUCGAUAGCAAUGCCGUGCAAAGAAAAAAGGCUAAAGAGAUUAAAUGGCCUUUACAGGUGUAGUACCUAAAUUAAGUCCUAAGUCUGUGCAUGGAAGGACAUAAAAUACAGUACUAAAACACUAAAUACAAGAAUCAAAUGAAGCAGUAACGAAAUAAUAACAUUUGAUAAAAAGUGAAAAGUAAUAGAAGUAAAAACCGAAGCACUGUAGCAACCUUUCCAUCUCAAUAACGACACUCUUUUGUUAUUUGUAGUACUAAAAUCAGCCUCCGUGAACCAGGGAGUAGUCUAAGUAGUACAAAAAUCAGUCUCCACAAAACAGGAAGUAGUCUAUGUAGUACUAAAAUUGUCCUCCGUGAACCAGAAAGUACUCAAAGUAGCACUAAAGUCCCCCUCUAUGAAUCAGUAAGUAGCUUUAAAGUUGCCCUCCACAAAAGAGGAAGUAGCUGAUGAAGAUCACCCUCCAUGAACCAGAAAGUACUUUGAAGUAGUAUGAAGUAGUAUGAUGGUGGUGGUGAUACACUGUUCGCAGUGUGUUCUUCCUCUUUAACUUGUUCUUGGGCGAGUCUUGAGUGUCGACGGACCAAAAUAGAAGAUUUUCAUUGAUUUAUGGGAGCGGGCACUUAAUCACAAAACUGGGAACACCGUAAACCGAGGACCACCUGCGUUCACUACGUUUGGGCAUAUUAGGCUUUGGGGUGAAACGUGCACCAUGACCUUUUACAGGUGAACUUAGUUUGUCUAACUUUGAAACGUUUGACUGCUUCUCUGACUGUAAAAACGGACUGAAACAUUGAACAGUUGGACGUUCCAAAGUGUGGGGAAGGUCAAAUGAAGUGGACCUGAAGGUUGGAGUGUAUUUUGGGUUUAUCCUGUUUUUGUGAGUAGUGUCAUAGCGUGUUUGCUGCUAGCACUUUUAGUUUAGUCAUGCCCUCCCACAGCCCCCUUUUUUUUUUUUUUUUUUUUUUUAUUGACGCUUCCUGUCAUUGGUAGCUGUGUAGUGCUUGCUAGCGGUCUCUGGUUGCCUUCACGUUGUGUUGUGGGUGCCGCGUCCGAGUGCAGCUGGUUUGCUGUACUUCCAUGUGUUCAUCAGUCACGUGGAAAGCACGUUAUUCUGAUCGCCAACACGUGAGCGUUAUAGAUAGUAUGAACUAUGAAAUAUCUUGUAGCCAACUGCCACUUUCAGUUUCAAGCACAUCCUCUCCUGUCUUCCCUUGUAGAUCUCUCUCUCUCUCUCUCUCUCUCUCUCUCUCUCUGUUUAUCCUUCCCGCUGUCCUCCUGUCUUUGUCUCUGUGGCGAUGGCGGCUCCGCUGAGGUCCAGCCCGACUUCACUUUGUCAGAUCAUCACCUUCACCGUCACGCUCCAUGGAUAGCAGUCGAGUAGUUACUCUCUACUCUGAACCAAAGCCGCUUAGCUGCUUCCUGUUAGGUGCCUUGUGCUAGUUUCUACGUAUGUAAGCCACCAAGCAGGUGAAUGUAAUCGUCUCAGUCCAAACUGCGCUGGGAUAUCCCAAACAAUCAGAACAAACGGCACACACACACAAAAAGUCGGACCACUUAUGUGUGAUACGAUUGUUUUUAUGUAUUUUUAAAAGACCUUUUAUAUGCCGCAUGUGCGGGAAGAUGUAUUGUUUCACUUUAUUUGGAAGUCGUGUUUCUCACGUGAGCGUCGCUUCUGUUGCCGCUGGCUCAUUGUGGAGGCACUUCAUGCAAACUUUGCGUGUGUGUGUGCGCGCGCGCGCGCAUGUGAUACUGUAUAGGUGUAUAGCAGGUGCGGUUAUAGCUUUAAAGGGUAAACACUAUAUAUAUGUUUGCCCCCUUCCUGAUUUCUUUUUUUUUUUUGCAUGUUUGUCACACUUAAACGUUUCAGAUCAUCAAACAAAUGUAAAUAUUAGUCAAUGACAACACAACUCAACACAAAAUGCAGAGGAAAAACAAUCCAAACCGACAUGGCCCAGUGUGGGAAAAAGUGAUUGCCCAAAUUUCUGUAGUUAUAAAACCAUUUCUAAAGCUUUGGGACUCCAGUAAACCACAGUGAGAGCCAUUAUCCACAAAUGGCCAAAACAUGGAACAGUGGUGAACGUUCCCAGGAGUGGCCGGCCAACCAAAAUGACCCCAAGAGCACAGCAACGACUCAUCCGAGAGGUCACAAAAGACCCCACAACAACAUCCAAAGACCUGCAGGCCUCACUUGCCUCAGUUAAGGUCAGUGUUCAUGACUCCACCAUAAGAGAGACACUGGGCAAAAACGGCCUGCAUAGCAGAGUUCCAAGACCAAAACCACUGCUGAACAAAAACAACAUUAAGACUUGUCUCCAUUUUGCCAGAAAACUUCUUGAUGAUCCCCAAGACCAGGGUUGGGCAACCUUUUUGAAUCGCGGCCCACACUGGGUUGGAAAAUCCGGCAGAGAGGCCGUCUAUACAUACAGUAGGUGGUCAUCAAACAGAACGACAUACUUGCUCACUGUGCAAUGAAAUGAAAACAACACAUCCACAGCAAGUUAAUACAUCACAUAAAUCAACUACUACUACUGGGGGGGUGAUGAAGAACAACUAAGCGCUAAACAUGACACGUAACUUAAAAGUGUUGUUUCCAAGUGCCUGCAAGGCAUGCUGAACUAUAUAUACAACAGACCAUUGACAGUCUUGUUUACUUCUCUGACGACCUCCUCAACAUGUUUUUGCAAAAAUGCAACAAACACAGCUAAAUGUUUGUACGAGAGUACCACAAGCUACCCAGCAUGCCUUGUGGCAGGAAUAUAUUGGUGUUUUCCUUGGCAUGGACAUUGUGUGUGGAUAUUGAUUUGUAUGCCCACGUGGUGCAGUAGGUAGGUUAUGCUAUGGGUCGUGUGUGUGUUGUGUUGUUUGGAUGGCUACAGAUUGCAUCUGACUAUUUUGGUGACGCAAGCGUGCCACAGCAGCACUGCAAGUCAUGUUUCCAGCUACAGUUUCGAUGUUAAGGGUUUUUUAAAGAAUGCCUGGUGGACCGGAUGAAGAUUCUCGGUGGGUUUAAUGUGGCCCAUGGGCUGCUUUUUGCCCACCCCUGCCCAAGACUUUUGGGAAAAUACUCUGUGGUCUGACGAGACAAAUGUUGAACUUUUUGGAAGGUGUGUGUCCCAUUACAUCUGGCUUAAAAGUAACACCGCAUUUCAGAAAAAGAACAUCAUAGCAACAGUAAAAUAUGGUGGUGGUAGUGUGAUGGUCUUCAGGACCUGGAAGACUUGCUGUGAUAAAUAGAAGCAUGAAUUGUGCUGAAGGAGAAUGUCCGGCCAUCUGUUGGUGACCUCAAGCUGAAAGCAACUUGGGUUCUGCAGCAGGACAAUGAUCCAAAACACACCAGCAAGUCCACCUCUGAAUGGAUGAAGACUUUGGAGUGGUCUAGUCCAAGUCCUGACCUGAAUCCUAUUUUCUUAAAAAGGAAAAGCCUCCAAUGUGGCUGAAUGACAACAAUUCUGCUAAAUUCCUCCCCAGCGCUGGAAGAGACUCAUUGCAAGUUAUCACAAACGCUUGAUUGCAGUUGUUGCUGCUAAGGGGGGCCAACCACUUAUUAGCUUUAGGGGGCAAUCACUUUUUCACACAGGGACAUGUAGCUUUGGAUUUGUUUUCUCCCUUUUUAAUAAAAAGUUUCAUUUAAAAAGUGCAUUUUGUGUUGAGUUGUGUUGUCAUUGACUAAUAUUUACAUUUGUUUGAUAAUCUGAAACAUUGAAGUGGGACAAACAUGCAAAAAAAAAAAGAAAUGAGAAAGGGGCAAACACUUUUUCACACCACUGUGUGUGUGUGUGUGUAUACGUGUGUGUGUGUGUGUGUGUGUGUGUGUACAUGUGUGUAAGAUGCCCUUGCUUGACACUCUGAUGCACCCCUGCUUGAUUGACACUUUAUGUAAAACCUACAAAAGCCAUCAAGGUGUAUUUUGGGGUGAGAAGUGUACCAACUGAACUCACCCCCGACUGUUGAGUGUCCUGUGGUCCUCGUAGCAGACGUGAUGUAGACAUCUGUGUUGACUCCUAUAGAGAUAAAUACAUAGAUUUAGGUAUACCGUUUUGGGGUCUUUUGCAUAGAGUUUUUAACAGCCGUGUCGGGACUGACUUGUGGAUGUUUGCCAACCGUAUCUGUUGCGAUGACUAGAAAACAUCUGUACAUUUUGCUUCACAAAUAAAAGCCACCAUGGACACAUGAAAGCAGUGGCGGCAGCUCAUUUUCUUCCAGGAACAGCCUUGUGAAGGCCCUCGGAGGGCCCAAAACGACAUGACUGUGUCGGCCCUUCAUCGUGUUCUUGCAUAUAGUACUGUAAAUGAUUCAUACAUUAGCCAACGUAAAGUGACUUCUUGAUUAUGAUUAUUAUUAUUGUUAAGUUAUGAUGAUGGGUAUCUUUUUAGCAGGAAAUGAUGCAAGAUUACAAGAAUAUUUCCAUCCUUUUGGAUAUUUUGAAAAAGAUUCAUAUCUUUUCUUGGUCACUCAUAGCAUCAUCUAGAGCAGUGAUUGACAACCUUCUUUUGUUGGGUGCCCUUGAAAAGGCCUCUUUUGGGAUGUGUUCUCAAAUGAAAAUACUAAUUAUUGUGUUAUUAUUGUAAAACUUUAUUUCAUAUUGGUGUAUUUUUUUGGUGUUUUUUUUUUUUUUUUUUUUUUUUUUACAUUUUUUCUCCCUCAAUCAUAAUAACCAUACAAUAAAGGUUCUAUACUGUUCACAUCUUUCUACGUGGUGUCAACUGAAUCAGCAUGUAUGUGUGUAUAGAAAGAUAUGUGUAUCGAUCUCUGUGUGCUGGUAUAUGAAAUAAUAUAUUGAUAUACUCAUUUUUUAUGUCUUUUUUUCUUUGUAUUUUAGUUUUAUAUAUUAUAUAUUCAUUUUAUAUUAUAUAGAUGUAUUUUUUUUAUCUCAAGUAUCACCAUUUGAGAGCUACUGAUCCACAGUAUUAUAUUAAACUAUAAAUGUACAACUUGGCGUCUGCAUAUGCUGUAUUUUUUAAUGGCUGCAAUUCAUCUGUACGCCACUGUGCGGCAGCAGAGUAUCGCGUCAGCGGAAUCACAACUUUACCCAAAUAGUUUGUCGUGGAAGCCGAUAAAGACGUUUUCAAGGGACGCACAAGGCGAUUUACCGCUGUAAGCCGGUACCAACAGAGACCGAACAUGUGUUUUGUGCGUAUUUUUAAAAUAUGUUUGUGUUGUACGCUUGGGGCUGGAGACGUCGGCACGAUUCCAAGGUUCUCGGCUCGACUGUGGACCGCCGUCGUCCUUUUUCACUUGCCGUCUGAGCUCGUCUACCCGCUCGUCUCCCGCACUGCUGGCGGCCGAUGGAGGCAACAAGGACGGAUGAACAUCUGGGCCAACGCUGACAUUUGCAACAUACGUGAAUGAAGAAAACACUGGGUGAAAAGUAAACAGGGAAAUAUGCUAGCGGGACCUUGGUGACUCGAGAGCACGUGGUGUCAUGGAAUAAUAAUUACGCCUUUAAUUUGUUGAUCAUGAUUAUAAUCUGAAUAAAACCCAAGAUAAAUAUUAUAAUUGAUAUGAACAACACAAAAAAGCACAUAUUUGUGAAAAUAAACAUAGAAGAGAACUUUAAAAAAUGAUUUCAUUCCCUCACACUUGAAUAGGUACUAAUCGUACCCUUGGUAUCGAUACUGUCAAUAUUUGGAUCGACCUGUCUAUCCCGAUUUCAAGCAGCCAGAACGCUGAUAUUAAUUCUGGUAUUGAAAACAUCUUGAGGAAAAGUUUGUUUUAAAAAUGUAUUU
Molecule: messenger RNA, 10589 nt
Organism: Dunckerocampus dactyliophorus (ringed pipefish)
Lineage: Eukaryota; Metazoa; Chordata; Actinopteri; Syngnathiformes; Syngnathidae
Gene: atp11a
Product: ATPase phospholipid transporting 11A
Exons: 32
Coding region: 258-3851 (1197 amino acids)
Biological process (GO): phospholipid translocation
Cellular component (GO): plasma membrane; trans-Golgi network; recycling endosome
Molecular function (GO): ATP hydrolysis activity; ATP binding; ATPase-coupled intramembrane lipid carrier activity
Source: RefSeq, a predicted model, not a curated record